AUGGACGUGUCUCCAGCGUCGGCCAGCUCCACAACUCCGACCACUGCUGUUAAGAGUGAGCCCACGGCUUCUGCGGAGAAGGUGACCUCCACGAGCAAUAGCAGCAAGGUUGUUGUGGAUAGCAACACUGCAACCACCAUCACCACCACCAUCACUCCCACUAAGAUGGUGAAUGGCGAGGCAGCCGUCCGCUCACUGGCCACCAACCUCGAGUCAUCACUCAGUCUGAACAACAGUCCACCGAACAGCAGUUCAUUGGCCACCUCCAAUAGUGCUGCUGUGUACAAUGGCUGUACUGGCUGCCCCACUGCUGACUCCAUCACCAUUAUGGACCAUCAGCAGCAGAACCAUGCUGGCACCAGCAACAGUAUCAGUGAAAGUGAGACGGGCUCACUCUCAAUCACCCACGGGCUCUCGGGCUGUUCGGACUCUUCCAAGUUGCAGCUGAAUGCGCCCAAGUUUGGGACACCAGUGCCCAAUCGAGUCUUUGUGGGGGGAAUUCCGGUGGAUGCAACCGAGUACGAGGUACGCUGUCUAUUUGCUCAAUACGGAAAUAUUAGCUCGGUGAAGAUCAUCUCAGACCGGGCUGGCGUCUCACGAGGCUACGGUUUUGUCACCUACGACUCGGAGGAGGACGCCCAGAAGGUAAUCAAAGAGGCGGAGAACUUGAUCAUCAAACACCGACGUCUGAACGUCUCAACUGCUGUGAUGAAGCACAACAAUGGCUCUUUCGGUUUCGACCCUCGUAUGCUUUCCAAUGGUGGUCACUCCUUCAUGUACCCGCAGAUGCCCUUCAAUGCGGCGGCGGCGGCGGCUGCUGCAGCAGCGGCGGCCAACUACUCACAGUACUACGGGGGCGGAGACGGUGGCUACCACGGAGGAGGAGGCGCUGGAGGGGGAGGGAGUGUCUGUCCGGUGGAGGGCAUGCCACUGUACCAGCUGGCAGGCAUGAACGGCGGACACAGCUUCCAGCUGGCCAACUGUCCCUCCUCCUACAUGACGCCCUCCAGCUACCUCAACCAGACGGCAGCCGCGGCCGCUUCCGUCUACGGUGCUGGGCCUUACCAGGGUGCCCCGGUCGCCGGGUACCUCUAUCCCACUGCAAUGACCGCUCAGGGGCCGGGGACAGCGCCAGUUCAGCAGCAGACGUCGGCGACGAUGGCUGCGAUGGCUCCUUCGACGCAGCACCAAUCAAUGGCAGCGGCCGCCUACCACCACCAUCACUCGCAGCAACAACAGCAGCAGCAACAGCAGGCGGCAGCGGCAGCCGCCGUGGCUGCCGCCAAUCAGGCCCAUAUGCUCGCAGUGAACCUGAACCCCUCUAGCAGUCAGCAGUACAUUCAGUACUCCACCAGCGCCACAUCGCCGGCCAUCAGCAGUCAGCACCCGUCGGCGAUGCACAUGGCAGCGGCGGCGGCGGCCAGCAUGCCAAUGCACCCGCACCAACACCACUCUCAUCACCCCCAGUCACACCUCACUUCGAUGCAGCAGAUGAAUGCAGUGGCAGCGGAGAUGGCCGCUGCCAACUCCGGAGGUGGUGGUAGCGGAGGUGGUGUGGUCUCCCCUGGAGUGGGCGGACCGCAAAUGAACGCCGCCCUGCUCGCCCACCACGCCCACCCUGCUGCGGCGGCUGCAGCGGCGGCAGCAGCUGCGUACGCCAAUCAGCACGCCUACCAGCAGGCCAAUCUGGCGCACUCACUGAACGGUGGCCAGGCGCUGUGCGGCAUGCCGGGCAUGCACCUCACCAAGGCCGACGGCACUCCGCUGGAGAUGAUGGACCCCAGUGUUUCAAUGGGCAUGAUGAAUGCUGCCGCAGCAGCCGCCGCCGCCGCCGGGAUGAACGGCGCUGUGAUGAGCAACGCCUCCAUGCCCGGCUCAGUUCAUCUCAGCAGCAAUGGAUACGCAGUGCCGCAGAUGAUGGAGGUCAUCUGGCAGCCGAAUGCUUACUGCAGCACUGCUCCGGCACCACCACCAAUGGCCCAGGCGCAGGCACCUUCACAGGCACCUCCGCCGCUGCACCUUGCCAACACCCCAAACGGUGUCGUCUACGGAAACCCCUCCUCCUCUGUCCCCAGCUCUAAGCAGUUGUCUGGAGGCAUCAACCACAGCAAUAAUAAUACUACCACUAAUCGCUCAAUCUCCUCUCAAUCCUCGACCGGUGCCGCCCCUCUCCCUGGUAACUCCAACUCGUCAAACGGCAACUCCAGCAAUUCCUCAGCAAGCAAUAAUAAUAAUACUAGCAGCAGCAAUGCCCCUAACUAUAGCAAUGUCCCUAAGUCAGCGCACAACAGUUCUUCUUCCUCCUCCUCUUCCACUACGGCUGCAAACGGUCCGCAGAUGGCCAAUGGCUACUCUUCCUCCAGUUCUUCCACUCUGUCGCCGUCAAGUGGCGUCAGUUCCGCCAACACCGGUGGUGGUGGCAAUGGCGUGAACCCUUCUCCCAAUCAAAGCAAUACUACUAUUUCUAAUUCUACAAAUUCCACUUACAAAGAGAAGGCGCCCAACGGCCGCCACAACUCCUCUAGUUACGGUCCUAGUCACAAGAAGAUGUACAAUGGCACUGGCAAUACAGGUGGUGGUCACAACUAUGGCAAUACUAGCAAUACUACAACUACUGGCAAUGGAAAUGGUAACAACUUGACCAAGUCCUCGACCAAGGUGAUGAAUGGCAAUGGAGGGGGCACAGCUCGCAGCAGCUACCACAGCAACUCACUAACGGACAGCAGCUCCGCUGAGCCCAGUCCCACGGAGCCGCCCGCUCUGAAGCAUCAGCAGCAGCAUUUCAGUAAGCCAGCAACUGGCCCGUCGCAGUCAUCAGCGUCCUCGACGUCCUCCUCUGGCCGAGUCAGCGGCGGUGGUGGUGGCAAUGUGAACAGCGCCAGUGCCCAGGCACUGGUCACCAAGACUGUCAACGGUGUGCAGAUCUACGCAUUGGCCAGCAAUGAGGAGAUGGUCACCUCACCGCAGCCGCCCACUGCUGCAGCUGCAGUGGCCUACAAAGCCUGA
Molecule: messenger RNA, 3006 nt
Organism: Rhagoletis zephyria (snowberry fruit fly)
Lineage: Eukaryota; Metazoa; Arthropoda; Insecta; Diptera; Tephritidae
Source: RefSeq, a predicted model, not a curated record